UAGUUCUAGAACAAAUAUUGUAUUUUAUUUAUUGUCCAGUUGGAAUCGUUGAUUUUUCCUUUUUAUGAUAUUUUUGAAGCGCUCAAAAACGUUGCUACUCAGUUUAAUGGAUAGCCUUAUUCGACCUUCGUGUGACUGAUCUCUUCUUUGGUAAUUUAUCGUAAAAGUUUCUGUAAAAAUUAUAAAUCUGGUGAGAACCAUAUAUGGACAAUGAACAUGAUUAUUGUCUACAUUUCAGCUGAACCAGUUACAAGUGCGGAAGUGAAUCAGAACAUCUCGUGAUGAGCCCAUCCCUUGCAUUCGAAGGAUGUUUACAUUACAAUACGAUUAAAGACAAAAUUGAAGAAAUAUUUCAAUAUAAAACUGUGACUCUACGUUGUGGAACGAAAUAAUAAGUGUGGAAAUGAAGAAAUAGUCGUUUUGAUCAUAUUUGCUGUAUCCAGUUACUAGGAAGUGAAUCAGAAUGAUCUCGUGAUGAGCUCAUCCUUCACAUUUGAAUAUACACGUCUACACUGCAAUACAAUGAAAGACAAAAAUGAAGAAAUAUUUCAAUAUAAAACUUGAAUUUACGUUGUGGAACGAAAGAAUAAGUGUUGAAAUGUAGAAAUAGUCGUUUUGGGUCAUAUUUGUUUGAAGUUUAAAUAAAGGCUUCACGAUUAAAACCAAAGAUUCAAUCUCCAUUAAAAGUAAGUCAGAGUAUUUACAGCAUUCUAUUCUAAAUAAAUUUCUAGCUUAAAAAUGGCUUCAGCACCUAAAAAACUGAAGAUUGAGGCAAAUGGAUCUCGUUUAAGUAAACUUUUGAUAAAUAAAGGAACCCAAGCCUUAAAAACAACAUUGCAAUUACAUUUUAACAAUUUAUCAUCAAGUUUGAUCAAUGAACUUAAUGAUUCUUCUACAAUGAACAAAUUUACAUUACUAAAAAAGAAAAAAGUCAUCAAUAAAGAGCAAUGGGAUCUUCUUUAUCCAUCAACUGGUUCACCAGACAUUAAAAAUUUUGAUAUUUCGUUAUUGACUGUCUUAUUGAGAAAUAUAUGUGGUCUAACAGCGCCACAUGGUGGAUGGGAUAAUCUUCCUUCCUCUUCAGAUACUUCAAUCUCAGCAAAUAUUGCAAGAAUAAAGUUUUAUCGAAACAAAGUGUAUGGCCACAUAACUACAACUAGUGUAGAUGACAGUGAGUUUAAGUAUUUGUGGCAGGAAAUUUCAAAAGCAUUGGUUGGUCUGGGUAUUCAACAAACUGAAAUAGAUGAAUUAAAGAAAGCUCCCUCAGUCCUGAUGAGGCAAACUAUAUUGAAAUGUUAAAAGAAUGGUAUGAAGAAGAACAACAGUUAAUCAAAGUCAUAGAAAACCAUAAACGAAGUGAAAGUAAUAAAAAGUGAAGUAGAGGAAAUCAAAGAAAGCAUGUCAACAAGAAUGAGGUUGCAGAAAUUAAACAAGAUGGCUACAAAACUGAUUGUUGGAGUAAGAGAAAUAAUACAGCGCAAAAUAUGCUCUGAUGUUAAGAAGCUUGGAAAGUGUAAGUUUAAUGGUCUUAUAGAAGAUCUUAACAAGAAAUACCUUGAAGGCACUAGACAGUGGUUAUUUGAAAAACUCGACACUUGGUUUGACGAUAGAAGUGAAAAUGCUUCUAAUGUCAUGAUUUUAAUUGCCGGUCCUGGCGUUGGUAAAAGUGUGUUUGCAGCUGAGGUGUGUCGACUAUAUUCUGAAAAGAAGAAACUUGCUGCUUCUCAUUUCUGCAGAUAUAAUAGAUCAGAUUAUAGAAAUCCUCGAGUUUUGAUAGAGUCAUUGGCUAGCGCCAUGUGUGAUACAAUAUCAGAUUUUAAAAGUAAACUGAAUGAAGAAUUACAGAGAAACCAUUCCAAAGAAUCUAUCACCGAUAAAUUCCUUGUUUUAUUAUAUAAUCCAUUGCAUUCAUUGGAAGAUCAUGAACCAAUGCUUUUGGUUAUUGAUGCCUUAGAUGAAAGCCAAGUUGAUGGCAAAAGUGAAUUGUUGGAAUUGAUUGGAGAAGAGUUUGACCGACUGCCUAAAUGGAUAAAAAUCUUCAUCACCAGUCGUCCAGAACUUCCUGUUCAAAAGGAGUUGAAAGACAUGAAUCCUGUGGAAAUAACAACUCGUGAUGAAAACAACGAAAAAGACCUGCACAAGUAUUUGAGACGUCAGUUGAAUGAUCGGAUGCAGGUAUAUCACUACGUUCUUCAGUCAUUAGUUAAAAAAUGUGAGGGGUCAUUUCUUUAUGCGCAUCAUGCACAACUAAGCUUGAAAGAAGAGAAUAUUGAACUUACAAACGAGAAUAUUGAACAAUUGGUCCCUAGUGGGUUAAGCCGUGUUUACACAAAGCAAUUUAAAAGAGUAAAAGAAUUGUUAACGAAGGAAAGUCCCAGAAAUUCUGUUUUCUCAGAAACUACUUUCAUGCAAUUUCUUGAAUUGUUGGCUGCCUGUCGGGAGUUUUUACCAUUAACUUUACUUUUUAGCUAUUUAUGUUUUUCUGGUGACAUCAAGUUUGAAGUCCGCAGUAAAAUCAUUGAACUGUUAUCUCAAAUUUUGCCAGUUUACGAUGAUUGUUUAACCGUGUAUCACAAAUCUCUAAUUGACUGGUUGAAAUCAGAUGGUUAUGAACAGCAUGAGUUUACAGUUGAUCCAACAAAUGGUCAUAAGUUCUUAUGGCAUGCUUGUGAGAAAGUGUUUAAACACAUCAAGUCGAUGAACAUUUUUAAAGAUCAGAUGAACACUGCUAUCAUUAAAUAUGCUUUGAAGAGUGGAAUCUAUCAUAUGUUAAAAUGUGGGGAAAAUGUUGACUUAAGCUGGGCAGUAGAUGUCAAAGUGUUUUUUGCGAGGUUAAUGAUUGUGGGAGACAUUAACGUUUAUACCAUUAGGUCUGAAUUGUUUGAAAUUAUUAAGGAUCUACAAACUUUCUUGGGAAAAGAUGUACUUGAGGAACAACUAUUUAAAUUGUUAAUGAUAAUAACAAAUAACAUGGAUAAGUUUCGUGAUAGCUCAUCGUUAGCUAAUGGAUUAGCUUAUUUACAAGUUAUUGCAAACAGAAUUCAUAACAGUAACGAAAGAAGAUUAUUGGCAAAGGAUUUAUUGAAACAAGGAAAGUUUUUUGGUUUGAGGAUUUAGACUCAACAUAUUUAACAAACCAUCAUCAUUUGACUGUCUCCUUGCGUGCUAACGUUACAUCUCUUUGUGUGUCGUCCAAUGAAGAACUUCUUGCUGUAGGAUAUGAAAAUGGUCAAAUAUCUAUUUUGAGCUUCCAGAAUUCAAACAACGAUGCACUCUAGGCACUGCACUCGAUGAUUCAAGGUUGGAUAAGUGGGAUGAUGUAGACACAUUUAUGUCCCUGUAUGACAAGUAUGACUUUCCAACAUUAUUUAACUAUGGUUUUGUACGUGGAAACAUCUGUUGUUGCUCUUUUCACCUACCGGAAAUAGACUGGUAACUAGUGAUGGAUCUACUGAAGUAAAGUUGUGGGACGUUAACAAUGGACGUUUGUUAUUAUGUUUACAGUCAGAUGAUGUCGUUAAUCGUUGCUCUUUCUCAGAUUCUGGUUUGUUUAUUACAGCAAGAUAUGAUGGAAUUUCUUCUAAAGAUGUGUUCACUGCAUGGAAUUCAUUAACUUUGCAAAGAAUUGAUCAACGAUGCGUUGUUGAUUACCAAAAUCUACAAUACACAGAUAAAUAUUCAGAGUUCUUUGUUAUAGUCAUUGGACGGCUUUCGUAUGUUUUUCAAUUCCCAAAGGCAAUCGAUAUUUUUUCAAAGAGAAAGAAAUAUUUACCUUUACAUUUAAUGAUAACACACCAUUAUCGUGAUUGUAUUUUUUAUCAUACAAACCAGAAUGGAAAGCUUUCUGAAAUCAUUCAGUUGACAAAAUACAACGAUCAAGGAGAAAUCGUGUUUUGUUUACCACAUGUUAGGUGUCCAUGUGUUUAUAGGAAUCUUAAAAGUCCAUCCCAUCUCGUUUAAGGAAUUUUACGUUGUGCCGUAUUUUUCCAAGCUUAAAGUUUUCAAAACUGAUCAUCUUUGGAGACCUUCAUUUAUCUUUGAGGAAUUUGAAAUUAAAUGUUGUUGUUUUUCACCGGAUGGAUCUUUUUUUGCUGCUUUCGCUGUUGGUGACCACGUCAACAUUCAUAUUUGGAACAUUGAACGUUGCACUAUUAUUCAAACUGUACCAAUGCAACUGAAGAAUGCAUUAGGAUGUUGGUGGUCAUAUGGUUUACUGUGGAUAUGGGAUGGUUCUGAUCAUCUUAUGAAGAUAUCAACUUCGUCUGAAAAUUUUGUAGAAUCUACUCAAGCAAAGCAUGUUAACAUUGGAUUUAAACCUAAGAAAAUCUUAACAUUUGGUGAUGUCUUAGUUUGUACUGACAAAGAAAAGUUUGUUCAAGUUGUUAGAAUUACCAAGGGUGAGAUACAAUACAACAAAAGACUUCCUGUCCAUAGUUCAAAAGUUAAAGCAGCAGCUGUAUCACCUGAUAAUUCUGUUAUUUUAACUGUAAACAAAACAGAAUACACAAUAUGGAAAUGGGAAAAUAACAAGAAUGAACUUUACUUGAAACCUUGGUAUACUGCAGAAAUACCCAUAACGUCUUUUAUUGAAAAAUUUGUUCCAAAACAGGUAACUGUGAAAGAUCUAGAGUUGAACUGCUGUAUAAGUGAUAGUAAACAAGCAGUCAUAGCAUUUUGCCAAUACACCAAAAUUAGAGGCAUUUAUGUCAUUAAUGUUCACGAGAACGGUGAUGUGAAUGAGAUUUUGCAUGAUGUGAGUGGAUAUUUAUUGGAAUCCAACCUAAUCGUACACAAAUCUUAUUGCAUUGGAGUGCGUCAUAUGUCAUUGGUUGCUAGAGAUUUAAAGAGUGGUGAAGUAUGCGCUAAAUUUGAGGAAAGACGUUUUGCAGUGUCUCGUAUAACUAUGCAUUCCAAUACAGGAACUUUAGCUAUUGUUGAGAGUUUAAAGUACAGAAUUCAAUUUUUAAAACUUAAUGUUCCUGAAUAAAUAUAUCAACUCAAAUUUUAAUAGUAAAUUCAAAAACCUUUUGAGAAAAUUGGACAUAGAUGUUGAUGGUCGUAAGGAUGAUUGCUUGUUUCCACCUACUAUAGUUUUCUACAGAAGAAGUAUACUUAUUCUGCCAGGCAAUCUUUAAAAAAUUUUCUAUAUUUGCCAAAAAUAAAUUUGGACCAAUUUUGCAAAAGAUGUUUUAAAUUUAUCGGUACUAUUUCUUGGAAUGUCUUACCUCCUGCUAUUAAAGAAUCUAAAACAUUAUCUAUGUUUUACAAUAAUCUGAAACGAUGUAUAAUUGCUUUUUAUAACACAAAUGACUUGUAUUUAAAAAGAGCGCUUCUAUACUAAUUGAUCAUGAAUAUUUGUUUAUUCCUUUCUAAGAUUCUACUUGGAAUCUUCAUAAAUGAAUUGUCAUUUAAACAGGGCAUCCUCAAGAUUUGACUACUGCUGUAAGAUGCUCUGUCAAACUUAUUAUUAUGUAUUGUACCUCUGAACAAAUUUCAUGUUGAUGAUUUACUUUUUAAUAAAAAUGUAUGGUUA
Molecule: messenger RNA, 5533 nt
Organism: Xenia sp. Carnegie-2017
Lineage: Eukaryota; Metazoa; Cnidaria; Anthozoa; Malacalcyonacea; Xeniidae
Exons: 3
Coding region: 1399-3117 (572 amino acids)
Source: RefSeq, a predicted model, not a curated record